Saprolegnia parasitica CBS 223.65 is the source of this 654-nucleotide messenger RNA. RefSeq lists its product as hypothetical. Gene Ontology annotation, biological process: transmembrane transport. Gene Ontology annotation, molecular function: antiporter activity; xenobiotic transmembrane transporter activity. The transcript has 6 exons. NCBI's taxonomy places the organism in Eukaryota, Oomycota, Saprolegniomycetes, Saprolegniales, Saprolegniaceae. The coding region runs from base 1 to 654 and encodes 217 amino acids. The record is from RefSeq and is a predicted model, not a curated record. Gene Ontology annotation, cellular component: membrane.
AUGGCCAAGAGCACCGAGACAGACCCGCUCGUGGCACCCAUUGGCGCUGCCAACGAGCUCCACGUGAUUCUCGCGCUCUCCGGACCUCUCGUUGCGAUUCAGCUGCUGGAGGUGCUGCCGAGCUCCGUCAACGGCAUGCUCACGGGCCACCUCGCGACGCAAGACUCGGAGUCGCAGCUUUUUCUGGCUGCGAUCGACCUCGGCGAGCUCUUCUUUACGGUGUUUGUCUACAGCGUUGCGAUUGGUGUGAGCACGGCCAUGGACGCGCUCUGCUCGCAAGCGUACGGCAAAGGGUCGCUACACGAGCUCGGUACCUCGGCCAGUCGGCAGAUUGCACUGGCAGCACAGCACCUCACGCGCUACACGGUGCUCGGCAUUCCAUUUGUCUUUGGCUACGAAUUUCUCAAGCGCGUGCUGCAAGGCCAAACGAUUUUGAACCCGAUUUUGGCCGCGAUUACGCUCGCCAACCUUGUCAACGGUCUAGUUUCGUAUACGCUCAUGUACCACACACCCUUGGGCUACGCAGGCUCGGCGCUCUCAGCGGCCUUUCUCAAUGCCGCAGGCUGCGCCGUUAUGUUGCACAAGGUCUGUCAGCUCGAGCCGUGGCACUCGCACUUUGAGUGGAGCGCCGACUGCCACACUUUGCGUCCCUGA